CUCGUCCUGGUGACACUGGCACGGUGAAGACCUUGGGCAACACCUAUCAGUUCACGGUGGACGUCAGCGACUUCGCCCCCGAGGACAUCAUCGUCACCACCUCCAACAACCAGAUCGAGGUGCAUGCCGAGAAGCUGGCCUCAGAUGGCACCGUCAUGAACACCUUCACCCACAAAUGCCAGCUGCCCGACGACGUGGACCCCACGUCGGUGUCAUCCUCGCUGGGGGAUGAUGGCACGUUGACCAUCCGGGCUCAGAGACAGCCUGCCAAGCACACCGACCACGUCCAGCAAACCUUCCGGACUGAGAUCAAGAUCUGA
Molecule: messenger RNA, 320 nt
Organism: Merops nubicus (carmine bee-eater)
Lineage: Eukaryota; Metazoa; Chordata; Aves; Coraciiformes; Meropidae
Gene: HSPB7
Product: heat shock 27kDa protein family, member 7 (cardiovascular)
Exons: 2
Biological process (GO): heart development
Cellular component (GO): nucleus; cytoplasm
Source: RefSeq, a predicted model, not a curated record